AUGGCCAUCACCAACAAUGGUGUUGCUUCUGCUGCUGCUGAGGGUUCUAUUGGUCCCAAUCAGUGCACUGUCAAUGUCACAGGUGUGUCAUCAUCGGCGGAACCAGAGACAGGAAUCCCCACUGAUCUUCCUGGAAUUGAGAAUCCCAACACCUCCGUCGAGACAGACACUGUUGAACCAGCAAUGGUGGCUGCUUCUGUUAAUGUAUCUCCUUCUAAUGACACAGCAAACGAAGCUAAUGGCUCCAAAAUGGUUAGCAAAGCACAAACCGAGGUGACGGAGGUAGCAGGAUCUGAAGCCUUUCCCAAGGAAUCACAAAUGUCUCUACUGGGGACCUGCUCUUGUGUCUCCUCGGAGGAGGACAUGAAAAUAUCUCCUCAGCCAUUAAGUGUUGCGAGAGAGACCCAAUCUACUUGCGUAGAGGUAUCCCCCUCAGUGGAUGAGCCUGCUGAAACUGAAAAGCCAAUGGCCAGUGAGACAGCGACUGUGUUAGAGACAUCACCACUUGUUCCGACUGAGGGUGGGGACACCAAAACAAUAGCUAGAGACAAUACUGGUGUAGAAUGGGCUCUGCAAUCUGCAAGCGAGGAGAUGCGUUCUGAGGGUAUGAUUGUACCGUCUGAAGGCUCCAAACAGGUGGGCAAAGUAGUUAUGCCUGCACAACAGACAUGUCCUAUGCCACCAUCGACAACCACCCAGACAGAGCCAGUAUACUCUCCUAGUGCUGUCCAGCAGAAAGCAGAGGACACACCUGCAAUAGUUGGCGUUGCGAACUUUCAUUCGUCAGCUAAUGAGGCUACCAGAGUGGAAAACGCUGGUCCAGCUUCGGAAGUCCAAAAUGUGGUUGUCGAUGCUGUACCUACCACAGAAAGAUUGGAAACAGAAGCAGCCACAAAGGUGGAAUCCCAAACUUUGAACGAGUUGGCUGCCAAAGAUUGCCCUUCUGUCGAAACGGGAGCUGCGUCAGGCAACCCAACCCCAGCUCAUGAAGCUGCAAAAAGUGACAAACUAGUGGCCAACCCGUUGGCGUCGCCAUCAGAAACUUGUUCAGCAAACCCGCAGGUAAAUGCGGUUAGUGGUUCCAGAGAUUGCAAAACGAUUGAUAACGAACUGGAAGCGGAGGUUGCAGCAGAAUUUCCUUCCGUCCCUUCGCAGUCUGCGGGUGGCCAAUUAUAUCCUCCACAAGAAGUACACUCGAACAAGGAGUCUGCGUCAAGCACUACUACUGUUGACGUGGACCCCAAAGAUUCUCAGAUGGCAUCGAAAGCAGAAACUAAAGCCACAACGGAGUCUGGAGAAGCUACAUCUUCCACUGAUGAAACCGUAGACAGCACCAAACAAUGCCAAUCAACAAUGUCAGUGGAUCGACUCACCUUUGCUGUCAGUGGGUCUAAAGACUCUAGCGAGUGCACCUCUGCAGUCAGAACAGAAUCGCCUCUAGCACACUCACCAGCAGAAACCCCAGGCGCUUCGGGCGACGAAGCCACGCACUCCAAACCUACUUUCAUCGCAGAAGCUCUAGCGGCACCGUCAGUAACGGAAAAAACUUCAACCCCCAUUGAUUUGAACAGUUUGCAUGGGUUGUCUGCGGCCAGGAAAAAUGGCAAACGAAAACGCGACGAGAAGGCACCGUUCCAUUUCUUAAUGCUUCCUCCGUCGGAACAACCUCCUGCUUCGGCAUUCAAGGGAGCUGAUUCGAUGCUACUUACGGAUCCAAAGCUUCGACGAGAUUAUCUGUCACGGCGAUUCAGAGCUUACAAUCCACACGGAUCAACGAGUGACAAAGGUGUGGAUACCGAAGCUUCGUCUCCGAUACGGUAUUGCACAGACAUCACGUUAUGGUCUGGAGCAUCGUCUGUCGAGCGAGCUCUUAUCGAAAGUUGCGAACUACCUCCCUUACCGAAACACCAAAUGGGUGCGGCAUCCGAAGUGACAGGAGGAUCGCUCGCUCGAGGUCUUGAAAUCAGAUUCGCGGGUCUCGUGGCUGAACACUGCCAUGACAUAAAGUCGCGUCUACUGGCACUUGCUAUAUUGGAGCGCUCUCUUGAGCAAGACCAGAGAGAAGCCCGAGAAGAAGAAGAGAAUGAAAACGCCGAAGACGAGGAAUCCGACGAUAAAAAGUCCUCGAGUGACCAAGACGGCGAAACGGGAGACGGGGAAGAGGACGAUCAGUCCGUCGAAUCAAGUGACGAUAGCGACGACGACGAUUAUGCUGACGACGACUGGGAUCCAAAGGCGUCUCGGCGAACAAGUUCAAGGCGCAGCAGACGCCUGCAAACACGGAGAAGGGUUGGAAGGCCGCCCAAAAAUAGCCCCAAUAAAACUCGCGCGGGAGAACGAGGAAAGCAACAAGCUGCAUCUUCCAUAAAAACGGAGUCUGAUACAACGAACGAAGAUGAAAACGACGAGGAUGGACAACCAGCAGAACCCGACCGCAUGCUAGUGUUCUUCUCGGCGGGGGGCUUGAAGAUUCUUAAAAAUUGGCUGAUGGAGGCCAUGACAAAACUUGUUGUCGUUGCAACCAAGUCAGCGGCGACGAAGGAACUACGAUCGGCCGCAAAAGUGCCAAAACACAAGCCUUCCGAGUAUGGGCCCAUGCUGAUCCCUUUGCUGAACUUGUUAAGCAAGAUUCCGUUCAACAAAGAGUUGGUCAUGGAGUCUAAAAUCAACAAACAGAUACGUCGGCUUAGCAAGCAAGUGGAUGGACUCAUCAAAGAGUUCAAGAAAAGUUUUAGCAACAAAACCAAAGAAGGUGGCGUCCCAACACCUGGGCUGGAUACCUUUGUUGACCCUGAAGGGGGAGUGGGAGGUUGCGUUGUUGUUCAAGUUCAAGAAAUCUUGAAUAAGUUAAAGAAAACAUGGGAAGAAGAAGCUACGAAAACCCCCGCCGACCAGCCAGGUGGGGACCCUUCCGUGAUUAAAGACCCCUUUGAAACUAUGAAAGGCAAACUACGAGAAAGACUCAAAGAAUUGGACAGACACAAAUCCUCAGAGAAAGGUGCAGAGCUGGGAUGGCUGAAGAAAAUUGAAGAACUGGACGAAGAGCGAGAAAGAAAACGACCUCGAUAUCUUGUUGUUGAGACCGCGAAGGCUGUCAAAGCCGAGGAAUCUGAAGGGGGUAGCACUGAGCACCUGGCACUGAAAGAAAGAGAAGCAGAACGAGCGGCGUUGAAGGACAAGCUGAAAGCAGCUCAAGCGGAACGAAAGGCUCACUUGGCGCGUUUGAAGAGCCAAAUAAGUAAGCGCAUUCAUGGAAACUCAAUCAGUGCCGCCGCCCGCAAUGAGACUCGCGAGCGAAAGAAACGAAAGCGCAAUGGCAAGUCUGUGAAAUGGAAAGAUGGGCUCACAUCUGACAAGACCAAGAAUCGCGAACUGCUGGAAGAAGUCUUUCUUCUGACAGACAAGAAAGAGACGGCAAAACCUGCACCCGCCGAGCCGGUAGCUCAGCAGCCAGUGUUGGACGAAGAACCUACGUCGGACGAACCUGAUCCUCCUCAGCCGGCAAAGGAAGAAGAGGUUUGUCCGCGGGAUCUCGAUCCUCACGGAUUGUUCGACUUUGAUGAGACCCUCCUUUUGUAG
Seminavis robusta is the source of this 3579-nucleotide messenger RNA. The record is from the annotation of a GenBank genome assembly. Lineage: Eukaryota; Bacillariophyta; Bacillariophyceae; Naviculales; Naviculaceae.